Molecule: messenger RNA, 342 nt
Organism: Choloepus didactylus (southern two-toed sloth)
Lineage: Eukaryota; Metazoa; Chordata; Mammalia; Pilosa; Megalonychidae
Product: protein Churchill-like
Exons: 1
Coding region: 1-342 (113 amino acids)
Biological process (GO): fibroblast growth factor receptor signaling pathway; multicellular organism development; positive regulation of DNA-templated transcription
Molecular function (GO): zinc ion binding
Source: RefSeq, a predicted model, not a curated record
AUGGUGUAUGGGGAAUUUGUGGAGAAGGAAUAUCCCAAUUGGAGUAGUAUUUGCUUGGAGAAUGGAUCUUUCUUAUUGAACUUUACAGGCAGUGCAGUAUGCAAGAAGCGUGAUUUUAUGCUGAUCACAAGCAAAUCCUUGAAAGAGGAACAUGGAGAAGAAAUAGUUACCUAUGAUCAUUUGUGUAAGAACUGUCAUCAUGUAGUAGCCAGGCAUGAGUACACAUUCAGCAUCAUGGAUGAAUUUCUGGAGUAUACCAUGCUGUGCCUGUUAUGUGGCAAAGCCAAAAGUACUAUCGGUAUUCUCCCUGAUGACCCCCAGCAGAUGACUCUGUUAUUCUAA